Molecule: messenger RNA, 5244 nt
Organism: Porites lobata
Lineage: Eukaryota; Metazoa; Cnidaria; Anthozoa; Scleractinia; Poritidae
Source: the annotation of a GenBank genome assembly
UUGGAGUCCAGGGAUUACUGGCUGGACAAUUCGCAGGAUAUUAACGUCCUCGAGGCCCAAGCUUUGCUGUAUUCGCUGCUUUCGUUUAGGAAACACCUUACCUCUUCAAGAGUGGACGUCUACACCGACAACCGCGUCUUGAAGUCUGCGCUGGAGAAUGGAGGCUGCAGGAGCUCCGAAGUUAACGGCGUUCUUAAAGACAUUUUUCUUUCCUGCAGGGAAAACAAUUUUAGCCUUGAUGUUUACUACGUUCCGUCAGGUGAAAAUCCGGCUGACCUCCCUUCCCGAAGCCGAUCGGAUACGGAUUGUAUGUUGUCAAAUAGCGCUUGGGAGCAAGUCGAACGACUUUUUGGGCCCCACACGUUCGAUCUCAUGUCUUUGGAUAGUAACUGCCAACGCAAUAGGGUAGGUCUGCGCUUGCCGCAUUUUACACCUUGUGCAACUCCAGAAUCUAGCGGUAUCAACGUCUUCGCCCAUUCUCUUCCUUUGGAUCACAAUAUCUAUGUGUUCCCGCCAUUUGUCCUUAUAGCCCCCUUUCUAAAGUACGUCUUGGAGCAGGAUUUUCACGGCGCUUUUACUAUUGUAGUCCCUGACCUGAAGCCUCGGCGUUUCUGGUGGGCGUUGCUGCAGUCACUCGCUGUCGAUCGUGCUCUAUUGGGAAGGAAGAACGAGGUUCCAUUUUGUGGUACCCUUCUCAGGGCGGUCAAGGAUGGUCUUUAAGGAACUUGCAGUGGGAUUUAUGGGCUUUCCGCUGUGUUUGCUAAAUUUACCAGUUUGCAUCUUUUUAGGUGGCGCGUCCAUGGAAGCCCGCCCGUCGCUGUUCUGCCUGCCUUUACCCCAAUGAUUCGGAUGCAAAUUAUUGUCAAGCCUGUGGUACUUUAACAAGACCUCAAUGUACUGCUGCGCCCGUCCCUCCUGUUGACGAAACUGCGAUCCAGGAGCCUUUCGAUGAAUUUCAGUCUGUUUUCCGCUCGAAGCCUUACGAACGACAGAAAUCAGCGUUGGAGCAGCAACUUUUCAAGUUCCUGGGUGCUCUCUCUCCCCCGAGGACUGUGACGUCAUGUACUGCACAAGACAUUGUUAAAUUUCUUAUUUCUAAGGAUAAGUCAGGUAGAACUGUGGUUCACUCGCUCUCGUGCUCUAAAAGGGAUUGUAGUUGUCCGAAACGCUUACACGGGACGAAAAAUUGGAUUUACUGCACUUUUGACACGCGUCAAAAGUUAAGUCAAAUAUGCUAUUGGCUUUGACUUCACCUUUGACGCGCGUCAAAGAUGUCGCCAAAUAUAUAAGCUCUUUGCUUACUCCUUUGACCUCGGUAAAGGUGAAGUCAAAUUGGUAACAACUUUGACUUCUCCUUUGACGCGCGUCAAAGAUGAAGUCAAAUGAAUCAAUGCUUUGCUAUGCCUUUAACCCUUAUCAAAGUCGUUGUCAAAUAUGCUGGUAACUUUGACUUUACCUUUGACGCACGUCAAAGAUGAAGUCAAAAGUGUAGUCAGCUGUGACCACACCUUUGAUACUAGUCAAAAAUGAAGUCAAAUACGACCGCUACACUUUUACAACACUCUUGAAUGGUGCUGAAAAGUGAGAGCAAAUAUGCAAUGAAUUACGUCUAUAAACACUUAUGUCGAAACUGAUAUUGAGAAAGGAAAUUAAAAAGCUGUAUUUGAAUACUGUUUUAAAGAUAUUUAUACGACAAUACCGAACACGGGCGGGUAAUCAUUGUAAUUGCUGUUUUAUAAUUAUUUUUGAAAAUGUUCUAGAAUAUGUACUUUUUCGAAGUGGUUUUUUUUUGUCUUAUCUUGAGUUGAUCAUUUUCUCCUUGAUCGAUCAAUAUACCAUGUAAUGACAGCGACGCAAAACAAUGACUCAACAACUGGACGAUGGAAGACUGAACCCAAGCAAGACACCCUGUUUUUGGCGCGAAAUUGUCGCGGCUGCAGACUCUCUCCGCCCGCGCAAACAAACAAACUACGCAGAUCUGAAGAAAACAAAGCUGCUUUUUUGUACGAAGCAGUCCAGCUUUUGUUAACAAAUAUUUUCACCCUUAUCUUUGAUAUAGUUUAGACCACAAACUUGUUCAAAAGGUACGUGUCAUUCUUUUCUAUGUGUUCAUGCAAUAGUUGUUCCUCAAACUUCAGAGUUGUUUUACUGUGUUAAGCUUACGGAAACCAACUCUGAACAGGCGUGUAUGUCGUGCUUGGGAACUUUUCUGAUUGUUAAAUCUGUUUCAGUAAACUAUAAAAAAUUUUCUAUAUCACAGUAGAGUUUACAUUAGAUCAAGCCCUUUUUUCUUAAUAGGGUUAGUGCAUUUCUGCAAAAGUAAUAGCUGGCUUAUAUUUCACAAUGCAAUUCAAGUCAAAACUCCAUGCGAGAACCUACUAACAUCAAGAUUUUAAACAAACUCUGGUUUUUCUAACAGUUAUACUUAACUACGAAAACUACUUCAGGGUAAUGAAAUAAUAUAAGACUUACAUAUACUUUUUUUCAUGAACAGUGUACUUCAAUAAAAAUAUCUGUACCAGACUUUGAUGGGCAUAUUACUGAGGAAAGUGCAUAAGCUUAUUUGAACAGGAUUCAGUGCGGUUUAUCAAACAAAGAAGUGUGGUUAUUUGAAGACUUCGGAUGUUUUACAGACGUGAGCAUCUCUUUCUAUUGAUUUUUCUGGGUUCUAUACGUAAUGGGGCUCAGGCUGCUUAAUUUUUAAAAUAUUCCAUUGAUUUUUGUGCCACCACAGUGGCAGCUAGGUAUGUUUCAACAUUUAAUAAUAAUCAUUCAAACAUACCAAGCUGUCCCUUCUUUAUUGUGACUGGACAAUAACUUUAAAAAUAGCCUGCGUAGCGAGCUUUUCCGCAAGAGACUAAGUUUGUAGAGGGCGAAAAAAGAGGAAGGAGGGGCCGGGAGGGGCUAACUCGAGCAAUAACUCUGUUGGAAACGCUUGUUAUGCAGGCUAGGUAUAAUGUAAAGUGUUUCUUUAGUUUAAUUUUAAGCUUUGGGCAUGGAGGGAAAUUUUCAUUGAAUUUUCCUGAACUUAAUUAAGUGAUAAUAAGGCUCGAUUCAAACGUCAAAUUUCACAAAUGACGAACUUAAUGACAAUGCAUGUACACGAAAUGUAAUGUUCCCAUUCAGAAGCAUUAGGUUCGCUACACAUUUUUAACCGGGUCUUUAAGUUUUGAUAAAGGUAAAGAGAAAGGGGAAUUUUCUGCAGGAAAGGAGCGAUAGUAAAAAGGGAGUGGGGCCGAAAAAUUUAUUUGAAACACUACGACUGAAUUUUUUAUCUCAAAUUGCAAAGUGAUAAGUCUCCAGUGGAACGAAACACACAACAGAGGAAGAUUGAAGUUAAAUACAUGGCGUUUGUCUUUCACUUACAUCAAGAAUCAAAAGCACUCUAGAAUGAAAAUCUUCGCAAAGAUAACAUCAAGACAGAUGGCCUCCUGAUCAAGAACAUUUCUUACUUACCAUGAUUUUUGCACUGGCUUCCGUGAAAGAAGUGUUUUAAACUAUUUUGCAGGUUGCCGUCUGUGACAACAGCGUGUAUCUGGAACAUUUAUAGUGCUUCAAAAAUUUGCGGCAGUCAUUAUGAUUGUCCAUCGACAGACUGCAAUGAGUACUUUAGACAAUAAAUCGUGAAAAGGUUUUAAAAAAUCAUUUAUAUGCGUUUAAGUUUUAAUCGAAAUUAUUCAGCUUUGUAAUCAUCUAAUGAGGUUUUAGGACAAUAAAGUACAAGAUUAAGAACUCAGUCUCUUAUCUGUCCAUCUUUUUAAACGGUAUCCAGGUCGCAAUUGAAUUUGAUUGAAAUCUCAAGUUGGAUUCUAGUCUGUAUAUCAAGCGCUUAUGACUAGCGAGGCAAUAACGCGGCAUUCGCGCGAAGCGCGAGGCGAACGAGGAAUUCACGCGAAGCGCGAGACGAGCGAGAGGCGCGAUGCGAGGGGAGGAAAAAAACCAAACAUAUUUGGCAACACCUUUAUUAAACCUUUGACUUAAAUCUCAGACGCAUUUGACGACAACUUUGUCACACAUUUGACCUGAGGCUCAGACACAUUUGACGACACUUUUCACAAGCCUUUGACUUUAAUCACAGACAUAACUUUACCGCGCUUUUGUCACACCUUUGGCCUGAAUCUCAGACAUAUUUGACGACGCCUUUGAUAGGGGUACAAAUGCUAAUGAAACAUACCUUUGACGCGCGUCAAAGGUAGGGGUUAAAGGCGUGACAAAAACGGCCUUUAUCGCCUGAAGACUCGCCUUUGACCGUGAGCAAAGGUAAACAUUUGUCACGCGUCAAAGUUGUACAAAGGUGUGCAAAGGUGGCCUUUAUCACCCGUUUGACUUCAUCUUUGACGUUCGGUAAAUCCGUUUUUUCGUCCCGUGUUAGCAGCGGGGUCAGUUGACUCCACUCUCGGUCGUUUGAGAGCUAUUUUCAAUAAGCUGGGGCGCGCUAACGACUCCAACCCUGUUACCCAUCCCCUAGUUAAGGAUUACUUAAAGUUUGUUAGGGAAGAGCAGGCGGGUUUGGCUAUUACGCCUUCUCAAGCGGUCCCAUUAUUUUUCGGGAAAUUUCAGCGGUUAAUUGCUCAUCUCCGGGAUUUGUGUUCCAGCAGCGUAUCCCUUUCUAGCGCGGGUAAAUACCUCCUUGUAAGGGAUGCUACCUUUUUCAUUGUGGAUUUUUUCACCGGCGAUAGGGCUUCGGACCUCGGCCGCCUUCAAUCUUGUAACGUGUUUCGGUUAAGAGACCGGGAGGGUUUUUUGCUUAGAUUUACCCUCACCAAGAAUUUGCGCAAGGGACCCCCCCGCUCUCUCGCUUUGAUUAAAUUCACUCACUCUGAUGUUUGUCCAGUCGCAUGGUUUCAGUAUUACAUCACGGUUUGUCAGUGCCUCAAGGUGCCUUUAGAUCAGGGGUACUUUUUUCGGACCGCAGAGCGUAGCGGAUCGAUAGGGAGCAAGCCUUUUACGGGCUCUGCUGUGAACAACAGGCUUAGGAAGCAUCUUUCGGAGGCUAAACUCUAUGCCGGGGAAACUCCGCAUAGCUUUAGGGUGGGCCUAUCCAAUACCCUCAGGCUGCUGGGUUGUUCUGCGGAGGACGUUGCUCAUUACCUGGGUUGGAAAAGUGGGGAGGUCGCCAAGCGGUAUAUGCAGGGCUCGGACGCUACUGUAUCUCUUACGCUUCUAGAAAAGGUUUUCCCAAGGGCAGCUUCUGGGACAGUUACCCCGGUUUCACACCCAGAUAAUUUGCAGGCGGCUGUCUGA